This is a messenger RNA of Dovyalis caffra, 813 nucleotides long. NCBI's taxonomy places the organism in Eukaryota, Viridiplantae, Streptophyta, Magnoliopsida, Malpighiales, Salicaceae. The record is from the annotation of a GenBank genome assembly.
AUGCCAACUUUAAUAACCCAUCCUUCCCACCCCAUCCACCAUUUAGCCCUCUUCUCUACCCCAGUUUACCCUGGUGGUUCAUUCAACUGUGACGGUUGUGGCCGCCAAGGAAACGGAUUUAGCUACCGUUGCACCACCUGUGGUUUUGAUUUACACAUGAUGUGUGCCACAAAUCCGCUCUCGUUUGCUCAUCAAUCUCAUCCUCACCAGAUUAACCUCGCCUUUUAUCCUCCUUACCAAACCGAAGGUUUCUCUUGUGAUAUAUGCCACAAGAUAGGGUCUAAACAUUGGCUUUAUCGGUGUGGUGCUUGCGAAUUUGACGCACAUAUGGAGUGUGCAAUGGGUGUUAAUGUUGCACCGUUGCCCCAUCUUCAGCAUGGCAACUCUUUACCAGUAGCGAACAAUAAUGUCAAUAUUCAGUACCAGCAGCAGCCUGAACCUGGAGGCGUUAAUGUUUUUACGCACAGCCAAAGCAUGGGAUCAGCUAAGCCUAUGCAACAGCAGCAGCAGGAGGCUAGCUAUCAACAGCCAAAUGGGGCUGGAAAUGGCACCGUAAUGGAUGCGAUGGUUCAAGGUUUUGUAGAUGGGGCUGCACAACAGGUUGGUCAGAUGUUUGUGCAAAGCAUUAUCAAUCCUGAUGCUAAUCGUGACACUAGCAACAAUAAUAGUACUGAUCCUAAUGCUGGUGAUCAUGAUGAUGAUUCUUCCGAUUCUUCCGAUCCUUCUGCGAUUAAUAUUGGAUCUUCGAUUAUGAGUGACGAGUUUGGUACUGUUGAAUCUUAUAGUCGACAAAAUAUGUUAUCAAACGUUUAA